ACAAGACUGACAUCUGAAUACAUGUAUCUGGCAACUGUAAUGAUGAAGGCUAUCUUGUUCUUUGCUUUGUGUAAUGUUAUCUCAGUCAGCGAUGGAUUUUUGUUUUCACGAUAUAAUACGCCAGAGUGGAACAGCCUCCGAGUGACGUGGUCCCCAUUCCCGAUCGGACCUUACGCUUUUACUUCAAUGCCAAGGACCACCUACGAUGCUUUUAAUGAAGGAUACAACAAGAUAUCAGGUUGCGAAGACAUGAACAGUUUCAAGGGGAACAGAUUUGUGAAGGGAAGAGACUAUUCAGUCGUCCUUCUGUACGGAGUCAACGGAUACAUCGCUGGGAUCCAGAUUGGCGUGCCUCAUGUCGACGGUGCUGAGUUUCCUCCUGCCAAGCAAGUCAACCAAACAUUCGUACAAGUGGGCGACAUGUAUUUCUUGACAGCCUAUUUCACCAACCCAGCAACCAUCUGUAGCAAUGGAAGGACUGCAGAAAACUUCGCAGCUAAUGGCACUGGCAACACUCUCUACAUCCAAAAUGGCACCAACCCCGUUGCCAACUCUCUGGAAAUCCCAAUGAACGAAUCGGGACUCGCUUCCACGAAGUGGACAAGGGGACAUUGUUUUUUCAGCAUGGGUGUACAUUACUGGUAUGACGUUGAAUCCGACAUGCCAUGUGACGAUUUCUUCCCAGUCUUCCUACUGUAUAAUCGUGGUAGACUGAACGCAUUUGGCUGGGCUAUCGGUAUGGACAUGACAUCGCCAAGGAUGGAACAUCCUCCACACGAUGUCAUACAGACCUUUAUGAAUCCAGUACCCCAGUGUCUGCUGAAUAUCCCGCGUCUGUCUACCAUGCACAUCUACAUGGCUAACCCGUUACUAAACUUCUGUUGAUUGAGACCUCUGUUGACGUACAUCAGACAGAAUCAUACCACAUAUUAAUGUAUAAACAGUGUGUAGUGAACGAGGCAUCCAGUUUCACGUUAUACAUACAUUUAGGUACCUUUCUCUCAUUCUAGUCACUGUUAUCACGACCGAAAGAUGUAUGUUUUGAUUUCAACGUGAUUACUCUUUCAUUGUCAUGUGUGCUUUAUUAAAAGUUCCAAAAUAUU
Molecule: messenger RNA, 1103 nt
Organism: Ylistrum balloti
Lineage: Eukaryota; Metazoa; Mollusca; Bivalvia; Pectinida; Pectinidae
Exons: 8
Coding region: 22-885 (287 amino acids)
Source: RefSeq, a predicted model, not a curated record